AUGCCAGGCAGCGGCCCCAGCGAAAGGAUGACAUGGCCCGGCCCGGCCUUCCCCACGGCACCCCCAAACCGCCCUCUCUCCUCAGCCCCGGGGACACCGCCCAUCCCGCCCCUUACCCGGACCCGCAGCCUCAUGGCCAUGUCCCUGCCCGGGAGUAAAAGGGCCUCUGCUGGAUCCCGCAGGCGCACCUCUCCACCUGUGAGCAUGCGGGAUGCCUACGGCACCUCUUCCCUCAGCAGUAGCAGCAACUCAGGCUCCUGCAAGGGGAGUGACAGCAGCCCCACGCCAAGACGUUCCAUGAAGUACAUGCUAUGCAGCGACAACCAUGGCAUCAAGCCCCCCACCCCGGAACAGUACCUGACUCCACUGCAGCAGAAGGAAGUUUGCAUCCGGCACCUGAGGGCCCGGCUGAAGGACACGCAGGACCGGCUCCAAGACCGGGACACUGAGAUCGAUGACCUGAAGACGCAGCUGUCACGCAUGCAGGAGGAUUGGAUUGAGGAGGAGUGCCACCGUGUGGAGGCCCAGCUGGCCUUGAAGGAGGCCCGCAAAGAGAUCAAGCAGCUCAAGCAGGUCAUUGACACUGUCAAGAACAACCUGAUUGACAAGGACAAGGGGCUGCAGAAGUACUUUGUGGAUAUCAACAUCCAGAACAAGAAGCUGGAGACGCUGCUGCACAGCAUGGAGGUGGCCCAGAAUGGCAUAGCCAAGGAGGACGGCACUGGGGAGUCGGCUGGUGGGUCUCCCGCCCGAUCCCUCACCCGAAGUUCCACCUAUACCAAGCUGAGUGACCCAGCUGUCUGCGGUGACCGCCAGCCCGGUGACCCCACCAAUUCAUCUGCUGAGGAUGGGGCUGACAGUGGCUAUGUGGCAGCUGAUGACACACUGAGCAGGACGGAUGCACUGGAGGCUAGCAGCCUGCUGUCAUCAGGGGUGGACUGUGGCCCUGAGGAGGUCUCACUGCACAGCUCCUUUGGCCCAGGCCCCCGCUUUCCCGCCAGCAACACCUAUGAGAAGCUCCUGUGUGGCAUGGAGGCUGGGGUGCAGGCCAGCUGCAUGCAGGAGCGGGCCAUCCAGACAGACUUUGUGCAGUACCAGCCUGACCUGGACACCAUCCUGGAGAAAGUGACCCAGGCCCAGGUCUAUGGGACAGUCCCUGAGUCAGGGGACAGACACCCAGAGCCAGACCCUCACCCUUCCGGACCCAGAGACCCCAACUCAGCCGUGGUGGUGACAGUGGGUGAUGAGCUUGAUGCCCCGGAGCCCAUAACCCACGGACCCACCCCACAGCAGCCUGGUGCCAACCCCAACUCUGGGCAGUCUGUGAGUGUGGUGUGCCCCUUGGAGGAGGAGGAAGAGGCAGCUGCAGCUGAGAAGGAGCCCAAGAGCUACUGGAGCCGCCACUAUAUUGUGGAUCUGCUGGCCGUGGUGGUGCCAGCUGUGCCCACGGUGGCCUGGCUUUGUCGCUCACAGCGGCGCCAGGGCCAGCCCAUCUACAACAUCAGCUCCCUGCUGCGGGGCUGCUGCACCGUGGCCUUGCACUCCAUCCGCAGGAUCAGCUGCCGCUCGCUGAGCCAGGCUGGCCCGAGCUCAGCAGGUGGCAGCUCCCAGCUCUGA
Molecule: messenger RNA, 1617 nt
Organism: Otolemur garnettii (small-eared galago)
Lineage: Eukaryota; Metazoa; Chordata; Mammalia; Primates; Galagidae
Gene: SNPH
Product: syntaphilin
Exons: 4
Coding region: 1-1617 (538 amino acids)
Biological process (GO): neuron differentiation
Cellular component (GO): cytoplasmic microtubule; mitochondrion
Source: RefSeq, a predicted model, not a curated record